AUGAAAGCUUCAUUGAAAUUUCGAGAAAAUCAAAACCCAAUUGUCAAAGCCAAAAUCCCAUUAAACACAUUAGGUUUCCCAUUCCGGUCUAGUAUUGAAACCGGUACUAGUGAUGCCAAAGACAAUGAUUUAUGUUUGAGUUUCAGUACCUUUUUCCAAUCCGGACCGGUUCUGAAGCUGUUUUAUCGGCCCAAUGAUUCAGACCGGCCUUUCGGGUUGGUUGUGAAAACCGGCGUCGGAUCUCUAGGUUCUCCUAUUGAAGCACCCAUGACCAUGAGUGCUGAGUUUAAUUUUCUACGUAAUGGAAGCCCUAGUUUUUUCCUUCAAUUUAAACCUCAAUUGGGUAACUUCUCAAUCCGUAGAUCGGUCAGUUCGAAGAAAAUCGAAAACGACGACGUACAGAGCAACAAUAUUGUUUCUAAGGAUGAAGAGGUUCCGGAGAAGAAGAGCGGGAAAAUGACAUGGGCUGAUUUGUUUGUGGCGGAGGAAGCGGCGGAGGGAUUAUUUGGCGGGGAAAUACACGCGAGAACGGUGUUUCCGAUAGUGCAUAAAGUGGUGGGGAAGAUAGGAUGGAGUUUGAAGUUCCCGGCGACGGAGAGUGAUUUCCCGAUGGGGAAAAUGCCGUACAUGGUGGUUAACAAAUUGGGGAUCGAACACGUGUGGAAGGAUAAGGCGGGGAUAAACCGAAAUUCACGGUGGAGUGAUGGUGACAUGGCUGGGACGUGUUUGGCACUGAAGAAAGAGCUGGGUAAUUUGGAGUCGGAGAAAGAGUCUUUGUGGAAAGAACUGUCGGAGUUGAAAUCGGCGAUCUCCGCCGUGAAGUUUGUGCCGGCCGCCGGUGGUAGAAAGGUGACGAGAAUGAUAGAGAGAUUGAAAAGUAGAAAAGGUCGUAGAAGUGGCGAGAUUAACAAGAAUGGUGCAGUUAAUACCGUGUGA
Messenger RNA from Solanum dulcamara, 936 nucleotides. RefSeq lists its product as uncharacterized. The transcript has a single exon. The coding region runs from base 1 to 936 and encodes 311 amino acids. Lineage: Eukaryota; Viridiplantae; Streptophyta; Magnoliopsida; Solanales; Solanaceae. The record is from RefSeq and is a predicted model, not a curated record.